Molecule: messenger RNA, 3570 nt
Organism: Xenopus tropicalis (tropical clawed frog)
Lineage: Eukaryota; Metazoa; Chordata; Amphibia; Anura; Pipidae
Gene: vat1l
Product: vesicle amine transport 1-like
Molecular function (GO): quinone reductase (NADPH) activity; oxidoreductase activity; zinc ion binding
Source: RefSeq, marked provisional
CGCAGUUCAGCCCGAGCAUCAUCCCAUUCAACAGGAGGCAGCGCCCGUGAUCAUCAUGGCCAAGGAGCGGCCAGAGAAAGCCGAUGAGACCGAGCAAAUGAUAGAGAGAGAAGUGGGAAAGGAGGCGGCAGAGGGAGGAGGAGCCGGGGAUGGCAGAGACAUGAGAGCCGUGUUACUCUCCGGCUUUGGUGGGCUCAACAAACUGAGGGUGGCCCGGAAAGUGAUGCCUGAACCACAGGAGGGAGAGCUGAAGAUCCGGGUCAAAGCCUGUGGUCUAAACUUUAUUGAUUUGAUGGUCCGGCAAGGAAAUAUUGACAAUCCUCCAAAAACACCGCUGGUUCCUGGUUUUGAGCUUUCUGGGAUUGUUGAAGCCAUUGGAGGAAAUGUUACUGGCUUUGAGAUAGGUGACCGAGUUAUGGCUUUUACCAAUUACAAUGCAUGGGCAGAGGUUGCAUGCACACCUGCAGAGUUUGUCUAUAAGAUCCCUGACGACAUGAGCUUCUCUGAAGCCGCCUCUUUCCCUAUGAACUUUGUCACAGCCUACAUGAUGCUGUUUGAAGUGGCCAAUCUCAGAGAAGGAAUGUCUGUUCUGGUCCAUUCUGCUGGUGGUGGAGUGGGACAAGCAGUGGCACAGCUCUGUUCCACCAUUCCCAAUGUAAGAGUUUUUGGGACUGCUUCAUCCUUUAAACAUGAGGCUAUUAAGAAUUCUCUCACUCAUCUUUUUGACAGAAAUGCAGAUUAUGUCCAGGAAGUUAAAAGAAUUUCUCCUGAUGGAGUAGACAUUGUUCUAGACUGUUUAUGUGGUGAAAACACUGGAAAAGGCAUUGGUCUCCUUAAACCACUGGGAACAUAUAUAUUAUAUGGCUCAUCCAAUAUGGUAACUGGAGAAACUAAAAGCUUCUUCAGUUUUGCUAAAUCGUGGUGGCAAGUGGAAAAAGUGAAUCCCAUCAAGUUGUAUGAAGAAAAUAAAGUAAUGGCUGGCUUCUCACUCCUAAACCUGCUUUUCAAACAAGGUCGUGCUGGAGUUAUAAAGGGGGUGGUAGAUAAACUUCUUGCACUGUAUAACCAGAAGAAAAUUAAGCCUUUGGUUGAUUCAUUAUGGGCGUUGGAAGAGGUUAAAGAAGCAAUGCAGAGAAUCCAUGAUAGAGGGAAUAUUGGAAAACUUAUCCUGGAUGUUGAAAAAGCUCCAACCCCUUUGAUGGCCAAUGACAGUACAGAAACCAGUGAAGCAGGAGAAGAAGAAGAAGACCAUGAAGGAGACACUGAGAACAAGGAACGCAUGCCUUUCAUCCAGUGAGGAUAUCCUGAGAAAGUCUUAUGGCAAUUUAUGAAUCUGGAAACUCUACUCUGUGCAUCAUUGAACAAACCUGCUGUAGUACAGUGUGUGUUGUAUUUGUCUGCAGUCAGCUGAGCUCUAAGCUGUUGAACAAUGUUGUUUUUGAUGUGGCAGUAAAUGUCUAGUUGGCAGCCUUUAGUGGGGCUAGCAUAGCAUGGAAUAGGCUUAUAGAGUUGUUCCUGUGAACAUCCACUCUCUGGAUUCUCAAAUCCUCUGCAGCCAAAGGCCCUAAGAACCAAAACAAUUAAUACGAAAAUUCCAGAGGUUUAGCCACUGUGGUAGCAAAAGCUAAUGGCUGAUACUGGUGGCUUACAUUCCAACUAAAUGUUGCCAAUAAGCAGAACUGCCGAUAUAACUAAGUGCCAAUCCCUGUUCAGUAUUAAUGUGUUUCAUAUUGUGACCAAUAACCACCCAUUCCACCCACUUCUUAGCCCAAAUUAGUUAACCAAUUUGGUGCUUUAAAAAGAAAGUCCUGUUUGUGUUCUGAAUUGCUUAAUCUAAUUAAGAGCCUUACCAUUUUUUUUUUAAAUCUAAUUGGAUUAUUACAGUUUGUAAACCAUAAUUCCACUAGAAGACAGGAGAAUGAGUGUUAAUUUGUAUUACCAAGUUCAGUAUCCUUGUUAUAACUAACAACAUAAAUCAAACGUUGGGGGAUUUUUGUACCAAUUAACUGCCCACUGCUUCCACAUGAGAAAAUACCUCAUUUCAUAGAAUUAGCAGGCAGCAGAGUUAUUUCAAAGCUAUAUUAAUUAUAUUUAGUAUCAACACUGAGUCAGCUUAAAUUACGUUAAUCAGGGACUAAAUGGAACCGAUGGUGUUUUAGCUCUGUAUUAUCCUAGAUAAGAAAGUGCUAGAUAGAAGAGGAACCAUAAUAAACAAAACAAAACUACAUAAAUAUGGUAAAUUAUCUAAAUAUUACACAGAAAAGGUAACCCUAGUCUUUAUAUAAUUGGGCUGAUAUAUGAAACUAUAUAAAAAUACUACUGAUAUAUGAAACUAUAUAAAAAUACUACAAAAAACUACAAAAAUUUUGCACCAAGUGUUGUACCACAAAGCAAACAAUGAUAUGUUUGUGUCCCAAAAGCUGACUAGUAAAUACUUGCUGAGCCCUGCUAUAGGUUACUAGGUCUGAUGCAAAAAAAAAAAACUAAGCUUAAUGGUGAGGUUUUUAUCAAAGGGAAAAUACAAAUAAAAAGCUCACUCCCCUCCCCCCAUCCCCACUAGAAUACAUUCAGUUCAUCAGGAAAAGGACAAGAGAAGACCACCAAAUAACUGCUUCAAAAUAUUGGGUAGUUUGGUAAAACAGUAUACACAAGUACCCUAGCCUACCUUUUCCUGUUAAAGCCGUAAAUAAGACAACACUCAAAUGCUCAGGGGUUUAGUAAAGUCACCAACACCAUUUAUACUACAAUCAUUGGAACAAAAUCAGUGUCUUUUAAUUACUACAUCUUAUAACUUGUCAUAGAAUAGUACUACAGCCUUAAGUCACUGUCACUCCCAGAAGAAACCAUUUGUGCCCAACAGUAUGGCUUGUAUCACAUAUAUUACAAAAAUAAGUAAAGACAAGGAAUCUUGUGAAAUCAAAUAUGUUUGUUGUGGAGUAUGGGAUUGUUAAGAGUUUAUAAUCAUGAUUCCAACAUGUUUGCACUACAUCCAGUUAUAACUAAUGGGAUAUAUUGGGGUGUGGGUGUUAAUAGUCUAAGCAGAGAGAAAUCUCUCAAAUUCUCAAAAUAUUUGGGAAUGUGUAUUUAUGAUCUAAAGUACCAAAUUUUUAGCACUAAUACCAAAUGUAUUUCAACCGCACAGUAUUAAUUAUUCUGUAAAACUCUGCUAAGUCCAUAUGAUAGCUCCAUAGGUGAAGACCACUAAAACACAAUGGAGUAAAUAUUGCUUCAUAAUACUUUGUAAAGAAUAUGAAUUCCGUAGAAAUCCACAGAACAUAACCAGUGUGUUGUAAUGCUGGUGUGGUGAAGCCAUUUUCAGAGCCUGACCUUACUUUUCAGACAGAGUAAGUCUAAAAGUAUGUCCACUAUUUUCAUUACACUGGAUUCUUUUCACUAGCUGUUUUCUCUGUUUGCCUUAAUUCUUUCUAUAUUACUUAAUCUGCAACUGAAGCCAACGUGAAAUAGAGUGAGACAUUGUUUGAUUGUCUUUGUUGCUAUAGAGCUUUUGUUAUCUUGUGCCUACAAAACUGUUUACAUGAAAAAAUAACAUAUAUAAAAUGAUCAGCAUAG